This is a messenger RNA of Hibiscus syriacus, 794 nucleotides long. RefSeq lists its product as uncharacterized. The coding region runs from base 131 to 793 and encodes 220 amino acids. NCBI's taxonomy places the organism in Eukaryota, Viridiplantae, Streptophyta, Magnoliopsida, Malvales, Malvaceae. The record is from RefSeq and is a predicted model, not a curated record. The transcript has a single exon.
UUGUUAAAAAAAUCCACACUUUCAUACUUCCUCUACUUAAAGGACACUCCUCUAACUCUCUUUCCACUGAGAAAAAAAUUCCCAGAUUUUUCCUUCGAUUUCCUUGCGUUUUCUUGCCCUGUCUCGUAGAAUGGACGCAUUUGAUAUCAAACUCGAAAAGCGAAACGCGAUGUCGAAGCAACACCAGUUGUGCAAGGUAGCCAACUUGUUGAGGUUCGUUGAAGUCUGUGUCCUUCUCGUGUUGAUUUCCCGGUUCACAACUCAUCUCCCCGUCGCCUUCGGCAAGUAUUUCCGUGGGUUAUCAGUUCUUUUAGUCAGCCCCCGGUUCGUGUUCGUCGUCGGUAACGUUAUUGUCAUCACUCUCUUCGCAAAGGCCGGGCAGUUUUCGGCUUCGAGGACCGAUCUUUACGAGGAGUUCGUCGAGGCUAGGGAGAAAAAUCACUCGGUUCAUCGAUAUGAAACAGAGAGAAAAAGUGUACCGUCGGGCGAAGAGAAGAGAAUAAUUAGUCUCAACGUAAAUACUCCGAAGGGAACGAAGAGUAUGCGAAGAACGAAAUCAGAGAAUCUGAAAAGAAAAAGUGAUCACAAACAACAUUGCAACCAACUUCAGAGAUUGGGAUCGGAAAAGUACGUCAAACACGGCGAUCCCGAAGAGGAACCGGCGAAGAGUUCGUGUCCGGAGGAUGGAAUGAGCAACGAGCAGUUCCGAAACACGAUCGAGGCCUUCAUUGCCAGGCAAAAGAAGCUACUAAGGGAAGAAGAAUACUCGGUGAUUUAUAAAGAUUUAGAGUGAA